AUGCAAUAUUUCGCCUCCGCAGACAGACCUCGAGAAGUUAACAACCAUCACGGUAACCAUGCUGUUUGGCUACAGUAUGUGGAGAGGGUCCGUACGUGGAGCACCAUACUGGGACUAAUGCCCGAGGCAGAAACGACCCUUGACAGAAAUUCAGGAGGUGACCUGCGGAUAACCAAUUUCCUUGCUAAUGACUCUAGAACAAUAAGAACAAUGGACGACUCCCAGAUCUCACUUUAUCAGGUCAAACCCUUGCAGCGAUAUAGUUUCGACGGAGGGACUGGGCGUCGAUAUGACUGGUCCAAGUACCAAUUUUCGACUCCAAAUAAUCAUCAGUUGCAGCCAAAACCCUUGUCGCAAAUCCACAGGCCAAGAGAGUUGCAACCUUUGAUAUGA
Paracoccidioides brasiliensis Pb18 is the source of this 393-nucleotide messenger RNA. RefSeq lists its product as uncharacterized. Bases 1 to 393 code for a protein of 130 amino acids. The transcript has a single exon. The record is from RefSeq and is a predicted model, not a curated record.